GAAGCAAGUGUGCACGCGCACGUGUAGCAGUGGUAUCGCUCGCUGGCAGGUCUUGUGCCCAGCCCAUGUGCUAUAGGUGCUGUGGUGCCGAUGGGCAUAUACCCGUGGUGAACGGACCAAAGAAGUGCAAAAAUAUAAUACCGGUGUUGUUCUGUUUCGUGUCUGUUUUUGCUUGCGAUCGACAACGUCGGAGAGAAUCUGCUGUCGGUGGGUGGCGUGGCGUGUGCUGUAGGGCGAGCAUUUCAAGGAAGAACAUGUACUUACGCAUACCCCCAUUGCUUUACUCAAGCAAAAAACACUGAUUGAAAACACCGUGUGUGUGAGUGGCAGGAGGGAGGACGAGGGAAAGUUCCACGUACGGAGAGAUUGCUUGAACGCGUGAGAACCAACGCCGUUGGUGGACAUGCCACAGGAUAGUAAGACACAGCUGGUUGGUUCUCUCAGCAGGUACUGUAAUGUACGAUUCCCUGCUGGCGCUUGAGGCUACCGAGGAUGGUGUUCUAGUGCUGGACCCCUCCAACUUUGCCGACGCCGUCGCAGAGAACCCUACUCUUCUGGUGGAGUUCUACGCACCGUGGUGCGGGCACUGCAAGAAGCUGGCGCCGGAGUACGCGAAGGCCGCCGAGGCUCUGGCGAAGGAGGACCUCAAGAUCGCAAAAGUGGACUGCGACGCGCACAAGGACCUCGCUAAGGAGUACGGCGUGAGCGGAUUCCCCACCCUGAAGCUCCUCAAGGAAGGCAAGCCAACUGACUACCAGGGCGGCCGCACUGCCGACGACAUCAUCAAAUACGUCAUGAAGAAGUCGGGCCCCGCCGCUAAGACCCUCGCCACCAAGGCUGAGGCAACGGCGUUCGAGGGAGAGGACGAGGCGGUAGUGCUCGGGCUGUUCUCGUCCGCAGACUCCCCCGAGGCGAAGACCUUCAUGUCCGUGGCCAACGGCAUCGACAGGCUUCCGUUCGCCACGUCUUCCACGAAGGAGGUUCUUAAGGCCUACGACGCGGGCAAGGGCGGCAAGGUGGUGAUCAUGAAGACCUUCGACGAGAAGAAGGCGGUGCUGGACGUUACCUCUUCGACCACUGAGGAAGAAAUGGCGGACUGGAUCGAGGGCGCCUCGAUGCGCCUGGUCACCACCUUCUCCCCGGAGACCUCCUCUGCAAUCUUCGGCGGCAAGGUCAAGGUGCACAUGCUCUACAUGGCCGACGCCAGCAGCAGCACCUUCGAGGCCGAGAGCGCCGCCCUCACCAAGGCCGCCUCCACCAACCGCGGGAAGCUGCUCCACGUGCACGUGCCCCACACCGAGGACCGCGUGCUCCAGUACUUCGGUGCCAAGGCCGACAACCUCCCCAUGGUCGUCAUCGCCGACAUGACCUCCAACAGCGCCAUCAAGAAGUACAUGUACGCGGACGAGAUCACGGAGGCCGGGCUCUUGGCCUUCGAGAAGAAGUUCUUCGACGGAGAACUUGUCCCCACCCUCAAGUCCGAGGAGCCCGCGGACGAGGACCUCGCGGAACCGGUGAAGGUUCUCAAGGGGAAGAGCUUCUCCAAGCUGGUGCUCGAGAACGACAAGGACGUGAUGGUGGAGUUCUAUGCACCGUGGUGCGGGCACUGCAAGGCACUCGCGCCUAAGUACGACGAGCUUGCGAGCAAGCUGGAGGGGGUUGACUCGGUGGUGGUGGCCAAGAUGGACGCAACCGAGAACGAAAUCGACGUGGAGGGGGUUGCAGUGGCUGGGUUCCCUACCCUCUUCUUUUUCCCGGGCAAGGGAAAGGGCUCCCCGAUGAAGUACGAGGGCGCACGCGAGACCGAAGACUUGGCCAAGUUCAUCAUGGACAACGCGUCGACCCCCUUCAAGCUGGAAGGUGUCGAGUCUGAGGACGUGAAGGACGAGCUCUGAUUCAAGCCAAGCAGAGGAGACGACAGCAGCAUCGCUUUGUAGCUCAAAUUAUUGAUGUUAGCAGAGAGCAACCGGGCGCGAAAGCAGAUAGUAGGUAGUUGAACUGGGGCUAUUUAGAACUGGCCGGGUGAUGUUGUUGACGCACACGCGCGGCGCGCGCACUCAUGAAAGAGAGAGUGGUUGUGUGUAAAUAUAGCGCCGGCGGCUGCUGUGGUUGAGGUUGGACAAGGCGAGUGGGACGUGCGACGUUAGGCGCACCUCUGUUGUUGACAGCGGUAGAGUGGGCGAGCCGGAGAAAUUUGCAGGCUACCUGCCUGGGAUGACUAGUCGUAUACUGUACAUGUUCCUGUUUGAUUUCCGGUAAGCGGCUAGGUUGCCGCAGGCGGGUGGUUGAGAACCUGUGUUCCUCAUCGGUCGGGUGUGACAUGUCGUGAAGGUCUGUCUAUCCCUUUCGAUGCAAGUGCCUUGGCGUGGAUUGCUACGUAUUUUAGGCAGGCCGCGAUCACUAUGUCGCCUGAGCUGUGAGUCUCUGUUUUGUUUCUGUGCAAGUUGAUUGUGUAUUUUGGUUGUCUUUGGUCAUAAGAGGUAUCUUGAAUGACGGCCAUCCUUGACGGGGGGCGAGGAAACGCAAAAGUUUGUUGAUGUUGUUCAGGCUGAAUCGACAAGAUAAGCUCUUUGCGUGUGGGGUCCUGAGUGUUGCAGCUUUUUGGUUUUCCAACUUCUGCGGCGACCUGGACAUGAAAAAGAUAAAAUAUGGUAAAAAAGAUGAUGCCUUCGGUCGAUGACCGCCACCCACACGUUGCACUUUGUUCUCUCGCUGGAAUCAGGUUUGAGGUAGAGAAAUCAAUCAAUGGUGGGCGUGCAGGACGACACAACAUUCGUUCAUGAAACGUAGUCGGGUUUGAGUCCAUUCCUUCAUGGGGGGGUCGCAGAGCAGGGCGAGGGGUCCCUCGAGAUAUGCUGAGGAAUGAAAACUGUUUGUGCGUGUAUGGGCGCCAUCAGAUGACCUCGAUGAUCGAACGCCAGUUGCCAGUUGUAGGGCGAGGAGGUGCUACAUUGUGCGCCACUUGCUGCCGCCGUACUCCUCUCCAAUCAGUUGGCCUUGUCUACACCCAAAGUCGCACCUCGACAGCUGUCUUUCUUACGCUGCCCGAGAGUACAUCCGACCCCCGCCACCCAUCCUACCUUCAGAGGAUUGGCAAUGCUCGUUCACUCCCCAUGGUGCUGUGUUUGUUGGCGAGAGGGUCAGUGCCUUUGAUGAACCGUGGCAAAACAAUCCGCGACGCGUCGUACAGUACGUACGUGCACACCACGUGUGAGUCUGGUACAUCGGUCAGCGCUGCAGUCCAUGCCUGCUUUCCGUGAAGAAAUACUUGCUUCUUCGGUCAUCACGUCGUCCGCCACAGGUGGCCAGUGGGCACGGUUGUACGGGGGCGUUGUGUAACCUCCGGCCAACGAGGGGUUAUUACAUGGGAUAACGUGGGGGGGUUACGGGCCGAGCAGCGGGCAUAACGUACCGGGUUGUGAAAGCGGUUAUGCGCGGAUCGGUGAAAUAAAGAGAAAAAAAAAGAAA
Messenger RNA from Ectocarpus sp. CCAP 1310/34, 3468 nucleotides. NCBI's taxonomy places the organism in Eukaryota, Phaeophyceae, Ectocarpales, Ectocarpaceae. The record is from the annotation of a GenBank genome assembly.